UACGGCGGCCCUAGAGCAAAGCCAUGGAGCUGCCCGAUCCAGUCCGGGAGCGUCUGGGAAACUUGAGCCGAACGCUGUUUACCGACACAAACCGGACCGGACCGGAAAACAACAGCAACAUCAAUAAUGAAAUAGUUUCCAGUUUGGCAUUACAGAUGUCUCUCUAUUUCAAUAUUUAUUUCUUCCCAUUUUGGUGGGUGUCUAGUAUUAUCAUGCUCCUGCUGAAGUAUCCCGUCUUGCCUGAUUAUUAUAAAUUCAUUCUAGUCACUGUUGUUAUACUAAUAACCUUGAUUGAGGCUAUCCGAUUGUAUUUAGGAUAUAUGGGCAACCUACAGGAGAAGGUUCCUGAACUGGCUGGCUUUUGGCUUUUGAGCUUUCUGUUGCAGUUGCCCCUAAUUCUCUUCUUGCUCUUUAAUGAAGGUCUGAAAAGUCAGCCCCUGGAACGAGCAGUCCAUAUCAUCUUCACCAUUUUCCUUGCUUUACAAGUUGUCUUGGCAUUUUUUACCUUGAAAAAAAUGGCAAACCAUUUGGCUGCCAGUUUUCAACUACAAGACUUUGACUGUUUUGAUCAGUCAUCUUCAAGAGGCAUGAUUAGAGGCAAAGACUAGGACAUAAAUUCCUAAGUUUUCAGAUCCACAUUUAUAGAAGAUUUCGGUCCACAGCUGUUGAGUAGGAGUCUGUACAAUAAACCAGACAGAUUGUACCAGAAGAUACCAAGUAUUGAGGCAAUGAUCCUGCCUGAGAAAAAGAACAAAGCAAAUAAUGUCCUAUAUUUUUGUUACUCUGAGAAAUUCCGUGGCGUGAGAGAAUAGGCAGCUGUAUUCAGACUUUACCUCCAGAAUGCCAAAAACACAGAUAAAAAAUAGUUCAAAAAUCAAAGUAUUAUCUGUAUCAUGCUUAAUAUUAUUUCUUGAAAACAGAUUUUUUUGUUUUUUAGUUAACAUUUUUAGUCUUGCUCUUCCUGUAUAUUUGAUACAUUAUAGCUACAGCAUUAAAGUAAAAUCUGUUCAGUAUCCUCUAAUAGUAGAAGAAAAUCUCUUAAUCUGUAUUUGCAUCAUAUUUAUUUUAAGAACUAUCAAUAUGGUUUUGUGCUUUUUGGGAGAAGAGGGGCUUGCCUUUUUUUUUCUUUAAAUAGACAUGACUAUUGUCAGCAUUUCAUCCAUCUCUGAGAAUAUGUUUUUUUGAAGCAUACAAAAAAGCAUGUGCUUAUCCAUAUUCUUUGCUUUUAGAAUAUUUGCAGAGAAGAUACUAGAUAGGAUUUUUAUGCCCACAGUGCUUCAAUUCCUAUCUUGAAUAUAAGAAGUAUUGGGGAGAAGAGGGCAGCAUUUGAUACUAUAGCAUAUUAUUUAUAAUAAUAUUGCCAUUUAAAAAAUUGUCUACUAUAUUUUUCCAGUGUUGUGAAAAUGUUUUCAAAAUAAUCGAUUUUUAAAAUAUCCUUAUAUUAAA
Molecule: messenger RNA, 1446 nt
Organism: Gracilinanus agilis (Agile Gracile Mouse Opossum)
Lineage: Eukaryota; Metazoa; Chordata; Mammalia; Didelphimorphia; Didelphidae
Gene: TMEM17
Product: transmembrane protein 17
Exons: 4
Coding region: 24-608 (194 amino acids)
Biological process (GO): non-motile cilium assembly
Cellular component (GO): ciliary transition zone
Source: RefSeq, a predicted model, not a curated record